AUGUCAUUUCUGCUUCUAGUUGUACGAUGGACUCAACACUUACUGACUGAAUUUCACGGUCUUAAGCAUCAGUUUAAGCGAAUACUGGAGAAAAAAUUCGAAAAUCAGGAAUUAAAUAUUAAUGCUGAUUUGAACAAUAAAACACGAAUGCUUUAUAAUCAUAUGAAACAACUAGAACAGACUCUACAAACUGUUCUGUCAAAAAAAUCAUUUGAUGAAUUACAAAGUUACCUUACAAAAAUUGAUCAUAGUACUGAUGUAAAUGAAUUAAAGCAAAAGAUUAAUGAUCUAAUUGACACCUAUAUUAAAAUUAUCGAAUCAUUAGAAUAUGUUGAGCAGCAACAAGAAGAAAUAGAUCGUAAUAGUAAUCGUUUGGUGAGUAUAAAAAAUAUAUUAGAACGAUUAAAAGAAUUAAAUGCCAAAGUAUCACAUACAAUAUGUAUCAUUGGAUUGGAGAAAUGUGGUAAAUCAACAUAUAUCAAUGCACUAUUAGGUUACGAUCUAUUACCAUCUGACAGUAAACGUUGUACGCAAAUUCGUACAAUUCUGAAGCCACCAAUGAGAGAUAACCCAAAUCUGUUUGCUACUGCCAAAUUUUAUAACGAUAGUGAAUUUGGCAAUUUACUGGAACAGAUGAAAAGGAAGGACGAUGAAUCAGAUGAAAAUUUUCAGUUACGUAAAAAACAAAUCAUGGAAUUACGCAGUACAAUAGUUUCGAAAUAUCCGGAGGGAGAACAGCGUUUUAACACAGGUAGCGGAGGUGGUGGCAGUGUAAAUGCCGGCGGUGAACGUAAACAAGUUUCUGAAUAUAUUGUCGGCGAAUCAUAUGUUAAUAUUAUUAAAGAAUUAACAAUUUUUACAGAUAAAUUACCAGGUAAAAACUAUGAAUUAUUAGAUGUUCCUGGUUUUGAUUCCCCAAUCAAAGAACAUCGUCUGGCUGGUCUACAAGCUAUAAAAUCAUCCGAUGCAUUUCUAUAUCUUACCGACGGUCAACGUCCAGAUUUAACAGAGCCUCAGAUGGUUCUGUUAAAUGAAAUCCAAGGAGAAAAUCAUUAUGAGGCAAUGCAACGUGCAUUUGGUAUUAUAACGAAACUUGAUCUCUGUCAAACACAAACAAAAUUUAAUGAUCAUUUCCUCAAAGCACGGGAUCAAUUAAUAGAAAAAAAAUUUAAGAAAGAACAUAUUUUUGCAAUAUGUUCAGUAUUACAAUUACUGAAACAAAAUUCAGAAGAAUUUACAGUAAUUCAAGAUAAAAUAAAAAAUUUUGGUGAAUUAGAAAACGGUUUUCAAAAAAGUAAAACUGCUCUUAGUCAAUUUAUAGAAUGUGAAUUACCAAAAACACAUUUAAAACAGUUGGUUGAUUUAGCAAAAAAUGAACUUCUUAGAUAUGUCACUGAUACUUUAAAAACUGCAAGAAAAAUACUACCCAUAAAUCCGACAGAAGAAACUUCAAUUGAUACUUAUAUUAAAAAACUGAACACUGAAAAAUGGGAUCAAGUGUAUGAAGAAGAACGAUUUCAGCCAACAUUUGCUAAGGCAAAUUUUUGGCAAAAGACACAACUCACUGAAAAUCGUUCAAAAUUUAUUGAUGAAACUAAACGAAUAUUUCAUGAUCGGUUUCGUGCAUUAGCAAUGGAAGCCCCUGAACAACGACCUCAGCGUUCGAUAAAGCGACUGAUGUUUGAAACAUACGGCUUUACACCGCUACAUCCAAAUUCACAUCCUCCUGAAGAUAAAAUUCGUGAAAAGUUAUGCUUUGAAUUAGAAAAAGUUGUUCUCAGAACAUCGAAUGAAUUAACUCAACAUUUCUACGAUAAUUACGUAUGUAAACUAGUAAAAAUUUUAAAUGAAAUAUGUCCAGAAGACAACGGUUUAUAUGAAACAACUUUAUCAUUGGAAAUAUGUAAAAUUGAAACACGUACAUUAGUCACACGUGUCUGUGGCCCGGUGAUUGCAGCAACGUUAAGAUUUUCCCAGUCAGAUGCAAAGUGUAGACAAGCUGCCGUUGACGAAUUAAUUCUGGUUGCACCAACUGUUGCCUAUAAUCUGUGUGAAAAUAAUAACAGUAAUGAUGGAACAAAUAGUGGUAGUGGAAUAAUGGCAACAUUCUCAAGCCUAGCACCAACGUUAGUAAAAGGUAUUGAACUAGGACUUGGAAUUUUUGGAAGAACUGGUAUACAAAAUAGACUAACAGCAGAAGUUGUGAAAAUGAUUUUCAGACGAAUAAUUUAA
Didymodactylos carnosus is the source of this 2232-nucleotide messenger RNA. The record is from the annotation of a GenBank genome assembly. Lineage: Eukaryota; Metazoa; Rotifera; Eurotatoria; Philodinida; Philodinidae.